Oncorhynchus masou masou (cherry salmon) is the source of this 1694-nucleotide messenger RNA. RefSeq names its product tRNA (guanine(26)-N(2))-dimethyltransferase-like. NCBI's taxonomy places the organism in Eukaryota, Metazoa, Chordata, Actinopteri, Salmoniformes, Salmonidae. Gene Ontology annotation, cellular component: nucleus. The record is from RefSeq and is a predicted model, not a curated record. Gene Ontology annotation, molecular function: tRNA (guanine(10)-N2)-methyltransferase activity; RNA binding. Gene Ontology annotation, biological process: tRNA N2-guanine methylation.
AUGGAGCCCCUCAGGGCCCCUCAGGAUCCACAAGUUAGCACCACCUUGUCUGGGGUAGACACCAAACCUCCCCCUACUUCUGGAGCCCCAGUGGAGGGCUUGAACCCAAGUCCAGCUGCCUCAGCACCUGACCAGAAGAUGCCCCUGACAACGGGAUUGUUGCCAGGGGAGACAGUUGUCCAGGGAGGGCAAGGCAGCCAUAUUGUUCCCAGUGCCAACGAGGUGUUUUACAACCCUGUGCAGGAGUUCAACAGAGAUUUGACGUGUGCGGUGGUUACAGAGUUUGCCCGGGAGCAGAUGGCCCGGAGGAGGGUGAAGGUGGUAGUGCCAGGGGAGAAGGAGAGGGUGGUGGUCAAUCUAGCUGACGAGAAGAAAGAGGAGACAGAGAUGCAGACAGGGGAGGAAGGAGGAGAGGAGCCAGUCGUAACUGCUUCAGUGGGGGAGCGCUGUAAGAAUGGUCUGCGUGUGUUGGAGGGUCUGGCAGCGUCUGGCCUACGCUCUGUGAGGUUUGCUCUGGAGGUGCCUGGUCUACGUAGCGUCACGGCCAACGACUUCUCAGCCAAGGCUGCUGCCCUCAUCGCCCGCAAUGCCCAGCACAACGGAGUCACACACCUACUGCAGGCCAGCCAGAGAGAUGCCAGCAUGCUGAUGUAUGAGAUGCGGGGGAAGAAGGACCGCUAUGAUGUCAUAGACCUGGACCCCUACGGAAGCCCCGCCCCUUUCCUGGAUGCCGCCGUCCAGGCUGUCGGUGAAGGAGGUCUGUUGUGUGUGACGUGUACUGACAUGGCUGUGAUGGCUGGUAACAGUGGGGAGACCUGCUACAGCAAAUACGGCUCUGUCUCCAUCAAAGCCAAGUACUGUCAUGAGAUGGCUCUGCGUAUCAUCCUACACAGUCUGGACCAGAGAGCUGGUGUGUACCAACGGUACAUCCACCCCCUGCUCUGUGUCAGUGUGGACUUCUACAUACGAGUGUUUGUCAGGGUACACACUGGACAGGCCGUGGUCAAAAACUCAGCAAGUAAACAAGCGUUGGUGUAUAACUGUGUUGGCUGUGGCUCGUUCCACUUACAACGACUGGGCAAGAGGACGACUCAGGGAAACCAUAUAAAGUACUCUGCAGCCACUGGACCGCCGGUUGGAGCAGAGUGUGAACACUGUGGACACAGACACCAGCUGGGUGGUCCUAUCUGGGGUGAGGCCCUCCAUGACGUGAGCUUCGUUCAGAAGGUUCUGUCUGCCGUGUCUGGGAACCCGUCCCGCUUUGGAACCGCCCGUCGCAUAGAGGGCAUGCUCAGCAUGGUCACAGAGGAGCUGGAGGAUGUGCCUCUAUACUACACAGUGGACAACCUGAGCAGCACUGUACACUGCAGCACUCCCCCUCUGCUCCAAUUCAGGUCGGCUCUGCUACAUGCAGGCCACAGGGUGUCCUUGUCUCAUGCCUGUAAGAAUGCUCUAAAGACGGACGCUCCUCCCAGGGUCCUCUGGGACGUCAUGCGAUGCUGGGAAAAGUCCAAUCCAGUGAAGAGAGACAGACUGUCAGAGAGCAGCCCUGCUCACCACAUCCUCAAUACUGAACCCAUGUAAGUCUGGGACUGAACCAACUGCCUGGGAGAUGAAGAUGCCAGUACAGUUUAACAUAGAGGUGGUAUAAUGUAGUGAUGAAUAAGAUUAUGGAUAUUAGGAAAAGGUAUGUC